CAUAUUCGUUUCGUUUUUGUUUCCAACGACAAUCAACUCCUGAACACCGACGUGAGCAUUUCAGAGAACGACUGAUCAAGACAAUCUUGGAAAAGUUGGAAAAAUAUACACUUAAAACAUUCCCAAUGACACCACCAAUCACAACUGUCUAUGUUACUGUGGGAAGCACAAAGUUCGAUUCCCUCAUCAGGGAAAUGACCAGCGAUGACAUUUUGCAGCUUCUGAAAAAGAAAGGUUGUAAACAUCUGAUCCUUCAGGUGGGCAAAGGUAACAAAGUUGAUGAGGCGGCAAUAGCAGCAAAGCAUGGCAUACAAGUGGAACAGUAUGAUUUUAAAAUCGAGCCAAAACGUAUGGACAUUAUUAAUUCAGAUUUGGUUGUGGGACAUGCAGGCGCUGGCACUUGCUUGGAUAUUUUAACUGCCCGCAAACUGGGCGUUUUGGUCAUCAAUGACCAAUUGAUGAAUAAUCAUCAACAGGAAUUGGCUUUGCACAUGAAAAAGGAGGGCUAUCUGCAGUGUUGUACUGUCAAUGAGCUGAAGACAGCGUUGGAAAGUGUACUUGUGGACAAACAGAAUACCUAUGAGCCCGGAAAGAAUAUGGAUAAAUUUGUAGAAUUUAUGGAUAAUUUAUUAGUUAAUUAAAUAAAUAUAUGUAUGUAUGUAUAGUUA
Molecule: messenger RNA, 668 nt
Organism: Musca domestica (house fly)
Lineage: Eukaryota; Metazoa; Arthropoda; Insecta; Diptera; Muscidae
Product: UDP-N-acetylglucosamine transferase subunit ALG13 homolog
Exons: 1
Coding region: 126-641 (171 amino acids)
Biological process (GO): dolichol-linked oligosaccharide biosynthetic process
Molecular function (GO): hexosyltransferase activity
Source: RefSeq, a predicted model, not a curated record